Ahaetulla prasina is the source of this 9206-nucleotide messenger RNA. It is a transcript of the gene CAPN15, whose product is annotated as calpain 15. The coding region runs from base 529 to 3954 and encodes 1141 amino acids. Gene Ontology annotation, molecular function: calcium-dependent cysteine-type endopeptidase activity. The transcript has 13 exons. Lineage: Eukaryota; Metazoa; Chordata; Lepidosauria; Squamata; Colubridae. The record is from RefSeq and is a predicted model, not a curated record. Gene Ontology annotation, biological process: proteolysis. Gene Ontology annotation, cellular component: cytoplasm.
GGAAAGAUUGAAGGCAAACGAGGUCCAGGCAGAAGAAGAACAUCAUGGCUUCAAAAUCUAAGGGACCGGUUUGGACAAAACUCAGCAGCCCUUUUUCAUGCAGCUGUUGACAAAAAUAGGAUCGCCAACGUCCAAUGAUGGAUACGGCACAAGAAGAAGUUCUCCAAGGGGCUGCCACAAAGAAGAGAGGUACAACCUAUUCUCCAAGGCACCUGAGGGCAAGACAAGAAGUACCGGAUGAAAAAUCAACCAAAAGAGAGCCAACCUAGAAUUAAGGAGAAAGUUCCUGUCAGAACAAUUAAUCGGUGGAAUGGCUUGCCUUCAGAAGUUGUGGGUGUUUUGUCAUUGGAGGUUUUCAAGAAGAGACCAGACAGCCAUUUGUAUGGAGUGCCUCCUUUUCUCCGGUUGUGGGAACUUUUGCUCCACUCCAUGCUGCGAGUCUUCAUCCUUUCAGGCCGACAGCUCAUGCCACUCUCUGGGACCUAACCUAGAGUAAAUCUUGGCCCCGGCCAGGGUUGGGGUGGAGCCAUGGGCAGUUCAGCCUCAUCGCUGGCCGCCGAGACGGAGUCGGACCAUGGCUUUACUGGCCCAACCUAUCCUGGGCAUCUGGCAGCAAGCUGGUAUAGAAGUAACCAUGGUGGCCCCGUUUGGGACAGUGCCCUUAUAACACGGCAACACCCGCACGUGAAUCACCGGGCACGAAGCCACACCCACUCUUCUGGUUCUAUGGCCACUGUGCGGGAAUGGUCUUGCACCCGCUGUACUUUCCUGAACCCCGUCGGACAGCGCCAAUGCUCCAUCUGCGAGGCCCCCCGCCAGAAGCCCGACCUCAAUCACAUCUUGCGCCUGAGCGUGGAAGAGCAGAAGUGGGCCUGCGCCCGAUGCACCUUCAGGAACUUUGUGGGCAAAGAGGCCUGCGAGGUUUGCGGCUUCACCCCCGAACCCGGCCCGGGGGGCUCCCCUCUGCCAAUCCUCAAUGGGGUCCUGCCAAAACCCACCGUCCUAGUAGAACCCAAAGCCAGUUGCAAGGAGGAGAUGCCCCAGAUGGAGAGCCCCGUUGAGGAUUCGGGCGGGAAGAGCCCCGAAGAGGCAGAGCUGGAGGAGGGCUGGGCCUGCCAACGCUGCACCCUCCACAACACCCCUGUCGCGAAUUCCUGCUCGGCCUGUGGGGGUCCCCGCAAGCUCUCCCUGCCCAAGAUCCCUCCAGAGGCGCUGGUGGUCCCUGAAAUCAUCACUCCCGCUGGUUUCCAGAUAGCUCCCGCCACCGAGACCCCAGAGGGCCACCCAGCCGCCAAUCAAGGCACCGCCCUUGUGGAGGAAGAGAGCCAGAAGAUGCCAGCCUUCAGCCUUUUCUCCCCGGGUCUCCAGAACAACCCCGUUCCUCGUAGCCGCCGAGAGGUGCCCCCCCAACUCCAGCCCCCAGCUCCUGAAGCUUCCCAACCGGCUUCCCCACCAACCCCCGUGCAGAAGGCCAUUCGCUUCCAGGAAAUGAUGGCGACCAAGCGGCUAAGCGUGCUGGAGGAAGAGAUGGAUGUCAGCGUGCCGCCCUGGCAGUGCAGCACCUGUUCCCUGCUCAACACCUCGGGGAGUGAGGCCUGCGAGGCUUGCAGCAGCCAGAAGGGCAGUGACACUAUCGACCUGACGGGGGACUCCGUUCGUUUUACACCUUGUGGGCCCUCCAGCCCCGACUUCACCACCUGGUCCUGUUCCAAGUGUACCUUGAAGAACCCUACCGCUUCCCAGAAGUGCAAAGCCUGCGGUUCCUCCAAACUGCACGGCUUCCAGGAACAUAGCUUGCAGCCGGACCCGGCUCCCAAGUGCCCCGAAUGCGGCUCGGACAAAGGCAGGUGUGCGGCUUGUGGUACCCGAGCUCCUUCCGCCCGCAAAGUAGCCCGUCUCUUCCCCUUGCAGCCCCCAGUCACCCCUGAGCUAGCCAGCCAGUGGGCGUGCCCUGCUUGCACACUCCUCAAUGAGCUGAAGGCCAAGCACUGCCUCGCCUGCCACACUCCUCAAGUCUACAUGGCACAGCGCAAGGGCAUCAAGCCGCUACGGCGGCGCGAGAGCAUGCACGUGGAGAAGCGGCGGCAGACGGACGAGGGGGAGGCCAAAGCCCUCUGGGAGAACAUUGUCUCCUUCUGUCAAGAGAACAAGGUGAACUUUGUGGAUGACAGCUUUCCUCCCGGUCCCAAGUCAGUUGGCUUUCCCGAAGGAGACAGCGUCCAGCAGCGAGUCAAACAGUGGCUUCGGCCUCACGAAAUCAACUGCAACAUCUUCAAAGACCGGUCGGUCAAGUGGUCAGUUUUCCGGACGCCCCGACCUUCAGAUAUCCUGCAGGGACUCCUGGGAAACUGUUGGUUCCUGAGUGCGCUGGCAGUGCUGGCAGAGCGGCCCGAAUUGGUGGAAAGGGUCAUGAUCACAAGGACCAUGUGCCCCGAGGGGGCUUACCAAGUCCGGCUAUGCAAAGAUGGCACCUGGACCACCGUCCUCGUGGAUGAUAUGCUGCCCUGCGAUGAGUGUGGCUAUCUCCUCUUCUCUCAGGCUCAGAGGAAACAGCUAUGGGUGGCUCUGAUUGAGAAGGCCUUAGCCAAACUCCACGGCUCAUACUUUGCCCUCCAAGCAGGGCGCGCCAUCGAAGGCCUGGCUACGCUGACCGGCGCUCCCUGCGAGAGCUUGAUGCUGCAGGUCAGCUCCACUAACCCUCGCGAGGAGGCCAUUGACACUGACCUCAUCUGGGCCAAAAUGCUGAGUUCUAAGGAGGCUGGCUUCCUCAUGGGAGCAUCGUGUGGAGGAGGCAACAUGAAGGUGGAUGAUGCGGCCUAUGAAAGCAUGGGUCUUCGCCCACGACAUGCGUACUCCAUAUUGGAUGUACGAGACGUGCAAGGACGCAGACUGCUGCGACUUCGUAAUCCCUGGGGCCGCUUCUCUUGGAAUGGCAGCUGGUCUGACGAAUGGUCCCACUGGCCCUCCCAUUUGCGUCAUGAGCUGAUGCCCCAUGGGAGCAGCGACGGGGUCUUCUGGAUGGAAUACAGCGAUUUUAUCAGGUAUUUUGACUCCGUGGACAUCUGCAAGCUUCAUUCAGACUGGCACGAAGUGCGUGUGCAGGCGGCUUUCCCCAACAAGGCCAGUGGGCCCAUAACGGUCACGUCACUGACUGUGCUGGAGCGAGCAACUUUGGAGUUUGCCCUUUUCCAGGAAGGCAGCAGACGCUCGGACACCGUAGACAGCCAUCUCCUCGACCUCUGCAUCAUGGUGUUCCGGGCCACCUUCAUCAAUGGGAGCAAGCUAAGCCUGGGACGCCUGAUGGCCCACAGCAAGCGAGCGGUCAAGAAAUUUGUCAACUGUGACAUCAUGCUGGAGCCGGGCGAGUACGCCGUGGUGUGCUGUGCCUUCAACCACUGGACUACCCCAGUACCGGGGACCUCAGGCCCAGGCUCCAGCCCUACAUCUAGCAGCGAAUGCCCGCCCACCGAAGUCUCCAGCUACAUCUUGGCCAUCUACGGUUCCCGCCUCGUGAUGGUAGAACAGAUUGAGGCCCAAUCGACCACCCUGGCCGACGCCAUCAUUCUCCUCACGGAGAACAAGGGCGAGCGGCAUGAGGGGCGUGAAGGGAUGACCUGUUACUACCUGACCCACGGCUGGGCCGGUCUCAUUGUCGUGGUGGAGAAUCGGCACCCCAAGUCCUAUCUCCAUGUCCAGUGUGAUUGCACAGAUAGCUUCAAUGUCGUAUCCACUCGGGGCAGCUUGAAGACACAGGACAGCGUGCCACCUUUGCACAGGCAGGUCCUGGUGAUUUUAUCCCAACUGGAAGGAAACGCCGGAUUCUCCAUCACGCACCGCCUGGCUCACCGCAAGGCCACCCAGGCGUUCCUCAACGACUGGAUGUCAACAAAGGGGACGCACAACCCCCUGCUCACCCCCGAGGUGGCGGGACUUCACGGGCCCCGGCCGCUAUGACAAAGGGCCCCCCCUGCCCCCCUCUUCUGCUUCUGCCUUUUUCUAGCCCCGCCUGUCUCGUGCAUUGCCCCAGCUGUCCGUCCAGAGCCCGUCAGGAUUAAGGAGGACCGACGAAUCGCGGGUUUCAAAUUAAGCGCCUCGUCUCCUGUUCUCUGGGGCUAGGCUGGGAGCUGCUCAGGUUCCCCUCCCCACUCCCUCUCUUGAAACCCCCCCCCCUUCCCUCCCCUUUCCCACAGAAGAUGCACUUUAUCCAAAGCUGCGGUCAGGAUAGGAGAGAAGGAAAAAAAUUUUUAGAGCUGCGGGGGAAGGAUGCCCCCCCUCGCAGAUUCCAGCAUACCGAACGGCCUGAGCGCUGCCAGCUGCUUGGCGCGGGGACGCGGUCGUCCUUCCCCUCAGCCACCCGGAUAUCCUACGGCUGCAACAAUAUACCUCUGGCGAAUGUGUCUGUCUGUCUGUCUGCCUGCCUUCCCUCGCGGUUCAUGGCGUCAGCAGCUGAGGAGAAGGGCGGGUUAGAGGAGGUCCUUUGCUCCAUUAAGGGUGAAGGAGGUGGGUUUUCGUCCCCCUUCUAGUUAUCCAGGCCCAGGAGAUUGACAGCAGGGGUUGCCCAACCCCUGGCAACUUUUAAGUCUCGUGGACUUCAACUCCCAGAAUUCCCCAGCCAAAAUUUAAGACCUGUGGACUUCAGCUCGGUUCAGGCAAGCUGGCUGGGGAAUUCUGGGAGUUGAAGUCCACAGGUCUUAAAGUAACCAAGGUUGAAGACCCCUGAUUUCCAGAGAGAUGGAGCCCGCCAAAUCCACCUGGGUAGACCUGGCCUGCAGUUGCCUAAGGUGAGUUGGCAUUUCACACCAGCCCCGAAGCAGGUUGCAUAUGAUGCCACCAACCAUCUCACCAUGCAACACAAGCCAAGAAGCAGCUGUGAGAGACUGGUGGUGAGCCAGCCUGGAGGGACCUGUUGCUUGCAACACAAUGGAGCCAUACUGAAGACAUACUGAGCUGGAGGGGGGGGGGGGUCUUUGCUUUGGUACCUGCCCCUGGUUCCUUCCUUGUAACCACCCACUCCCACCCGGGGCUGGGCGAGGAACCCAGGCCCACCCUUCCAUUUUGGUUGACCGGCCAGCUAAUGCUUCAUCCGCCUGGGAAGAGCAGAAGGUCUUGAUUUGUUUUUGUGUUGUUGUGUCCUUGUCGGUUGUCCUCCAGGGAGGCGAAGCAAAGUGUGCGUUUGUUGGGUCGCAAUGUCCUUUCAUUGCAGCUGGAGGCUGAAAUGGAGGAAGGGAGCACACAGGACCCCCCCACCCCCGCUCCUUAGAAAGAGUUGGGAGUCCAUUUCCUUGUGCGAGCUCUGUAUUUGUUAAAAGAGGGAGGGGAGCACUUUCCCCACCCCCAAUGUCUGCUUUUGGCCCCUUCUCCAUCCCCCCACCAAGAAAGAUGAGCCAGAAAUCAGCCAUGGGAAGGAGAGGAAAACAGGUUAGGGACUGUUUGUCCCUCCGCCUUCCGUGCUCCAGAUUUCACUCUACCUGGAAGGUUUGACAGGUGGGCAACGUACCUGAAGACAUGGAGCGAGUUUAGCACUUUUGCAUUCUGCAGUUGGAUGCUUAGCCUCCCACCGUGGAGAGAUCCUUCCGUUUUCCCACGAAGGUGAGCCGAAUCCUGCCGGGAGUUGCUGGGCUUCCAAUGGAUCAGGUCAGAAUGGUCGGGAGAAGGUCGAAGAGGAGUCGCUGAGCCCCAUCAAGAUCCGCGGAGUUUUAGACUCGGGAACAGGGUAAUGCAGGACAGGGUUUCUAGUGAAACAGGAGGGGUUCAAAGCCCAGGGAAGCAGGGAUAGCGUUGGUCUUGCCCAACCCUCUUGAUCUGAAAAGAGAGGGUUGGAGGAAGCAUGGACGCAAGAAUGUUGAGGAGUCGGCAGUAGCCGAUGUUCCUCUUUCGGUUCUCUAAAAGUUUAGGGAACUUGGACUUGGUGGUCUCCCGUCUAAGCUCACGAAUUCCUGCCCCUGUGCUGCCGAUGAAGGCAUUUAGAGAAGGUUUUAUCUCGAAUCUGCUGCAGAUAGGAGAUAAUGCCCCUUUCCUCUUCCUCGGCCUCUUUGUCUAGGCAGAAGAUGCGGGAGGAUAGCAAGGAUGGGGCUGGGAGAAGAGGCGGACUCGUGCCCUUCGUUUGAAAUUUGAGGUGGUGGGGGGAAGUGGGACUUCCCAGUGGGUCUGGGAGGAGGGGAGGAUUUGGCCCAUUCGCUUGGCCCAUUUUCCUCUAGAGAUGAGUUUGUUGUUUAGCAAGACCAAAAGGGAAGUGAAACGGUCAACGCUUGGCCAUCGUUGGCUUAAACGAGUCGUCUGGAGACGCAUGCGGCGACUGAACCUUCUCCAGAGUCUCUGGUCUACCACGUAGCGGAACGACCACAAUCAUGGUUCAUGCUUGGCUGGUGGGAUCUCCUGCCACCAGACCAUGCCAACUUUUUAGCUCUGCGAGCUUGAUCGCAAAUGGGACAGAGCCAUAGACAGAAAGAGAGAGAGAGAGCGCAUUAACUCAGGCCGGUUAGAGAAGGGAAAAAGGUGAAAGGAUCUAGGUACCCUUAAAGAAAGUGGGGGGACCUGCUCCUGUGUAAACACAGCAGCUGAAACUAGGAACUAGAGAUGCUGUCCCGCACCAUUCCAUUUCAUCCGCCAGUGUCAAGUAGGGGAUAGAUCCCCAGUCGAUCAGAGAAUCCUGCAUUCUGCAAAAUUGGAGCGAUUCUCUGGUCCAGGGAUCUCCAACCUUGGUCCCUUUAAGACUCGUGGACUUCAAUUCCCAGAGUCCCUCAGCCAGCAAAGCUGGCUGAGGAACUCUGGGAGUUGAAGUCCACGAGUCUGAAAGGGACCAAGAUUGGAGACCCCUGCUCUGCUCCUUCUCCCCCCUGGAAAGAAAAAUGAUGGGGAUGGAAACUUUUUGGCCACAGAGAUGACAAAAGAUGUGGACAUCCUUCUAGAGCAGUGAUGGUGAACCUUUUUUCCCCCCCUCGGGUGCCAAAAGCGUGCACGCCAUAGCGCGUGUGCCGACACCCAUAAUGCAAUGCCUCACCACCCACGCAUGCGCGUGUUCCCCCCCGCCAGGCAUGCAUGUGCAACCCCUCGUGCUCCCCCCCCCCGCAUGCAGGUGCGACCCCCAUUUUGGUGCUAGCAGGCCUCCCUGAAGCCGCCUAGAACCAAAAACGGGGGAGGGGGGGUACCACAUGCCAUUGUCCCAUUUUGGUGCUAGCAGGCCUCCCUGAAGCCUGGAACCAAAAACUAGGUGCCUGCGGGCACUGCACCACCACCCCGCAUAUGCGCAUGCGAUACCAGCCCCGCUCAUGCAUGCACGCCUCCCGGCACAGACUCAAAAAUCAGCUAGCCGGCGGGAGGCACGCGGGCAUGCACAGUGGAGCUGACCUGGGCGUCGGCUCGCGUGCUGACAGAGAUGUCUCCACGUGCCACAGUUUUGCCAUCAUGGUUCUAGAGCAAAAGUGACAGCUCUGUGUUCAGAAAAAAGCCAGCAAUUUCAGUCUUCCAGCACUUGCUUUGGGGGAUGUUGUAGUUUCGUGGCCUUUAGUGGCAGGUGGCCAUGGUUCGGGGGAGUUGCAUUGGGGAACGGGCGGAGGUGGGGCGAGGUGAUGAAACACCUUUCUAGGAAAUCUUGACCAGCUGGUUUUGCUCACUUGCCCAUCCAAAGGGUCACGGCCAGCAACCCGAUCCUUCCAAUGUUUUGACAUCCCUUCAGACGUCGAGAGUUUGGUUGAACUGACAUUUCCUGGCUGCAGGAAGGACUUGACCUGAGUGGUGCUAGUGGCCUAGAGGUGGAGCUCUCCCCUCACAAUCAGGAGGUUGUGUGAGUUCGAUCCUAGGUAGAGGCAGAUGUUUAUUUCUCUCUCUCUCUGGGCACACUUGAGAAUCUAUCUGCCGAAUAUAACUCCGCAUUGGCAACAGGAAAGGGCAUCCGGCCAGUAAACACUCAGCUCCAUUCAGUUGCCCAAGACUCCACCCCGAUGCAAGGGAUGAUGGGGUCGUUAAAAGAAGAUGAUGAGGAAGGACUCGACCCGGGAGUUAUUACUCUUCUCUCUCUCUUCGUGGAGAGCUCAAGACAGCUUCCAUGUGUUUUUAAUAGCCAUUCUUCUUCUCGGAGAACCUUGAGCAGGGGGUGGGGGGGGUAGGAAUGUUUAGCAAUUCACACCGAUGUCGAAACAGAUUUGUUUGCAAAUAUGCCAUAAACUCUCAGGAGGAGGGAGGGAGGGAGAAGGGCUUUGAUGUGUAGGACAUGGCUGCAUCGACAUCGCAUGGAAACCUCCAGAAGGACAGGGUAUGCCUGAACUGAGGGCUAAUAUGGCAUUGCCAGGACUUGGGGAAUGAAGCAGCAAUGCCAAUCUUUUUAUCAUACAUCCUACUUGUAACAUUUAUUCCUCACCCAUAUUUCAGGUAGCAGCAGGAAAGGAAGCUUAAUUUCCUUUUCCCUGUUUUGUUUCUUCCGCUCCUUCGCCCUCCUUCACGUUGGCGCCCAAGUCAACGUCCAUCCUGCCUGCAUUUCGUUGUCCCGGGCCAACAGAAACGGCCCAGUUCUUCCUCAUUUAUUCGUUUGGGAUUCCGUCCGAAAAUUAUGUCAGCCAUUUCUGCUUUCUUAAAAUCUUUUUUUCUUUUCUUUUUCGUGUCUAAUGUAUGUGCGUGUGUCUUUCGGUUCACUCUCAGCUGAGCUGUGAAUAAUUUUUAAUCAUGUAAAUAAUUGUGCACCUCUUAAAAGAAAAAGCAUAGGAUAUUUUAUCAAUUGUAAAUCAAAUCUGUAAUCAGUUCCCUGUAUAAUAUGAAUUAUCCCAUGAGUGGUUUUCAAGCUCAGGUUCCAAAGGACCAAAUAAGAAUUAAAAAGUUGGGUUUUUUAAAAAAUUGUUUGCCUUGGUCGACACGUUUGUGAGAGAUGCAGAUGUUGGAAUAGUGAAAAGGGUACGUUUACAUAUAUUUUUUCUCCGCUGGGGUGUUUGGGAGGUGUGCAAUUACAAUUUCCAUCGCUUUUAAUCAACACACCUAAGAACACUGCUCAACUUUGCUGACUUCACACUAUGUGGACGUCAACUCACAGAAUUUCCCAGCCAGCCAGAAUUCUGGGAGUUGAAGUCCCCACAUCUUAAAAGUUGCCAAGAUUAGAAAACAUUGGUUUCAACCAGUAGUGGGUUGCUACCGGUUCUCCCCAGUUCGCAAGAACCGGUAGUAAACAUUUUGAGUAGUUCGGAGAACCGGCAGUAAAAAUUCUGCCUGGCCCCGCCCCC